AACUCUGUAAGGAUGCAUUUUUUGAUGGUAUUUGUCCUGGUUGCACUUUUGGCUAUGGCCUUUGUGACAUCAAGCCCAGUUCCGAAUCCUGACGGUGAAGUGGUCGUUGUCGUCAAUCAACUAAACCCAAAUGAUUGGACCACUACAACAAGUGCGUGGUGAUCAAUUCUUUCGACAAUUCUGGCAAAUGAAGUGGUUCAUGUGUUUCCCUGAAAAUUGUAGUUUAAAGCAAAUAUGUGACAUAAAAUGUACUUUAAUAACACCAAAAAGUAUGGUAGUUCCAAAUAAAAGGGUACUUGCGGUUUUCCCUCCCAAAACAAA
This is a messenger RNA of Drosophila ficusphila, 321 nucleotides long. RefSeq lists its product as uncharacterized. The record is from RefSeq and is a predicted model, not a curated record. NCBI's taxonomy places the organism in Eukaryota, Metazoa, Arthropoda, Insecta, Diptera, Drosophilidae. The transcript has a single exon. Bases 13 to 162 code for a protein of 49 amino acids.